Diaporthe amygdali is the source of this 1230-nucleotide messenger RNA. RefSeq lists its product as uncharacterized. NCBI's taxonomy places the organism in Eukaryota, Fungi, Ascomycota, Sordariomycetes, Diaporthales, Diaporthaceae. Gene Ontology annotation, molecular function: protein binding. The record is from RefSeq and is a predicted model, not a curated record. Bases 1 to 1230 code for a protein of 409 amino acids. The transcript is spliced from 6 exons.
AUGCUAGCAUCUCAAAAGUUUCCCCAGCGUUUCUGGCUCCUUGUGACUAUUUCUAGUCUUGUCGCCAAUGCUGUCGAUAUUCCCGCACCCGAAAGUUUCCUUCGCCGCGUUUGGCCCUCAGUUUUGGGCGAUUAUGUUUACUUCGAUGGAGGGGAGGUCUCAGAGCUGGUCAAUGGCAUCCAUCCUGUCGCGAACCAUCCUUCAUACUGGGUCAACUCAACGAUAUCCAUUGAUCUUAGAUCAUCAUGGACGAACAUGACCGUUUGCUUGCAAGCGACGCCGAAGACCGAUGUCCCCAUAUUCAACAGUGAAUCGCUUUGGCUCGAUGUUUCCUCCAGAAGCUUCUAUAUUUGGAGUGGAUCGAUGGGUUACGAUCGACUGGCUCCAAAUAAUGAACUUUGGAAGUUCACGGCGGAUGGGAACGGCGGCGGCGCCUGGGAGUCAGUCAAGCCUGGAAAUGAGGCUGCUUUCAGCGACCUCGUGCGUCCCCGUGACUGCAUGUUCUGCGUCGUCAACAAUACAGGAUAUUGCUUAGGCGGUGUGGUUGAAUCUAAGUCCGACCCAUCCAUACCUAAGGGGGUAUCCAUUGCCCUGAGUGGAAUCGUGUCCUAUGAUAUCGGUUCGCAAAAAUGGGAAAAUAUCUCGUCAGUCGGGUUUGGAUCAUAUGGAACACUGUUUUCUGGCCGUGCGGAGCAUGUUCCCUUCGGACCCAAUGGUCUGAUUCUGGUUCUAGGAGGCUUCGAGUCACCAGUUGGGAACCCUAACAAGACAAAUGACAUCGACUUUGGGAAGCUCUGGAUAUGGGACCCCUUAAUGGUACUCUCAACUUACAACAGGGUCGCGGCCGACCCCGAGACAUGCAUGUUGUCGAUCGGUGGCAACGUAGCCACCACGAAAUGGCCAGACUCGCUUCUUGAUCAGGACCCAUGGAGCCAAGGUUUAGGGGUGAUGGACAUGCCUAAAAUGUCCUGGACCUCUGGUUAUGAUGCCAGCGCUGCAGACUACGACUCGCCAGAAAUAAUCAAGGACUGGUAUAGCCAAGGAGAACUGGAAAUGGUGGCUUGGACAAGUGAAGCUGUGCGUGAUAUGUUUACAUAUUCCAAUGUCCAAGAGCUUGAUUCACAUUACGGUGGACAGCAGUAUGUUUCAGAGUUACCCAGCCACGAGAACCAGUUCGCUUCGGAGCUGCCCAACGACGUGCUCCUUGCAGAGCUUCCCGGCAGUAAUUAA